Molecule: messenger RNA, 6328 nt
Organism: Heterotrigona itama
Lineage: Eukaryota; Metazoa; Arthropoda; Insecta; Hymenoptera; Apidae
Source: the annotation of a GenBank genome assembly
CAACCCCUCUCGCUUUCUCACUCGUGUCGUACGUCGUGUCGUGCACGAACUAAACCGUAAACGUCGUCGGUUUUUUUCGAUAAAAGUUCGAUAUUUUGUUCGUGUCGUCAAAUACGCGUAUUUAUAUUUUGUAAUUCGAUCGGCGCGUAAAUGGUAUCAUUUGUCUUCCAAAGGUAGCUCUCCGAUCGUUAAGUUCUUGAAAAUGUCGAUAAAAACACUUUCUUGAUAUAUCAGAAGCGUCAAACGUAACGCGGAUAUCUUCGAAGUUGUUACGUUGUUACGAAUUUGAAGGAAAUGGCGAACACAGGAGUAUUACCCUUCGUACGUGGGAUUGAUUUUAGCAACAAUGACUUUGGCGGUGGCAAAUUUCCCGAAUCCGUACGCCUGAUGACCGGUAUACAAUGGCUGAAAUUGAACGAGACCAAUUUGACCGAGAUUCCAGAAGAAAUGGGCAAAUUAUUGAAGCUGGAACACCUUUCGUUAGUUAAGAACAAAGUGGAACGCUUGUACGGAGAAUUAACGGAACUCUGUUGCCUCAGAACGUUGAACAUAAGACGCAACAACGUUAAAUCGAGCGGUAUUCCAGCAGAGUUGUUUCAUCUGGAAGAAUUGACCACGUUGGAUUUGAGUCACAAUAAUUUGAAGGAGGUACCAGAAGGUUUGGAGAGAGCUCGAUCUUUGUUAAAUCUGAAUUUAAGUCACAAUCACAUCGAGACAAUUCCAAACACGUUGUUCAUUCAUUUGACCGAUUUGCUAUUUCUGGAUCUUAGUUGCAACAAGUUGGAGACGUUGCCACCGCAGACUCGCCGCUUGGCAAAUUUACAAACUUUAAACUUGAAUCACAAUCCAUUGGGACACUUUCAAUUGAGGCAAUUGCCGUCUUUGAUGAAUUUAAUAGCUCUACAGAUGCGCGACACGCAAAGGACGUUGAACAACAUUCCGUCGAGUUUAGAGACAUUGACGAAUCUGCAGGAGCUGGAUUUGUCGGAAAAUAAUUUACCUCGGGUACCGGACGCGCUUUACUCUCUGUUGAACUUACGUCGCUUGAACUUGAGCGACAAUCAAAUAACCGAAUUGUCAACGGCGAUUGAGCUUUGGACAAAAUUGGAAACGUUGAAUAUAUGUCGCAAUAAAUUGACCACGAUACCUGCCUCUCUCUGUAAGAUCGUUACUCUCAGGAGAUUGUACUUGAACGACAAUCAAUUAGAUUUCGACGGUAUUCCUUCGGGCAUUGGCAAACUAUCGUCGUUGCAAGUAUUCUCAGCGGCCAAUAAUCGUUUGGAAAUGAUACCCGAAGGUUUGUGCAGAUGUGGAUCGUUGAAGAAAUUAAUACUAUCUUCCAAUCGACUGAUCACCGUACCGGACGCUAUACAUCUUCUCAACGAUCUGGAACAACUGGAUUUGAGGAAUAAUCCGAAUUUAGUAAUGCCGCCAAAACCAACGGAAGUUCAAAAAGGUUCUGGCAUAGAAUUUUAUAACAUUGAUUUUUCUUUGCAACAUCAGUUGCGACUUGCUGGCGCCAACAUUCCCACGCCUGUUCAAACUUCUGGCCCAAACGAUGGGACGAAACUCUGGAGAAACCACCGUUGGAUUAUUCCGAAUUUUUCGACGAAGACGCCGGCCAGGUUCCUGGUCUAUCCGUGUGGGAGAUAGAGAACUUUUUGCCCAACGAGAUAGAGGAAGUGGCACACGGAAAGUUUUACGAAGGUGAUUGCUACAUCGUUUUAAAAACCGAAAUAGACGAAGCUGGUUCCUUAGUUUGGGCGAUUUAUUUCUGGAUAGGGGAGAAAGCUACGUUGGACAAAAGAGCUUGCGCCGCGAUUCACGCGGUAAAUCUGCGUAAUUACUUGGGCGCGCAAUGCCGUACUAUCAGAGAGGAACAGGGCGAAGAAUCGGACGAAUUUCUAAUGUUGUUCGAGUCUGGCAUCACGUACAUCGAAGGAGGUCGUACAUCGUCCGGUUUCUACACGGUCGAAGAUACGCCGUCGAUAACACGAUUGUACAGGGUACACGCUGCCGGUGCUUCGAUCCAUUUAGAGCCGGUUCCCGUUCGUUUCGAUUCUCUGGACCCGGGUUUCGUGUUCGUCCUGGAUACUGGCAACAAGAUUUUCAUAUGGUACGGCAAAAAAGCGAAAAGUACGUUGAAGUCGAAAGCCAGAUUAAUGGCCGAGAAGAUCAACAAAAACGAAAGAAAGAACAAAGCGGAGAUUAUAACGGAAAUUAUGACUACGGAGUCGGACGACUUUUUGUCGUGUUUAAACGUCGAAGAUGUUUCUCAGGUGCCAACGAUUACCGAACGUGAAGAUGCGAAUUUCACACCACUCGCGCCACGUCUGUAUCAGGUACAACUCGGUAUGGGUUACUUGGAAUUGCCACAGAUCGAAGUACCUCAUGGGAAAUUGACCAACACCCUUUUGAACAAUCGCAACGUUUACAUAUUGGAUUGUCACGUGGAUGUUUAUGUUUGGUUCGGCAAAAAAUCCACGAGGUUGGUACGAGCAGCGGCUGUUAAACUUUCUCAAGAGUUGUUCAACAUGAUAGAACGACCGGGAUAUGCAAUGGUAACCAGAUUGCAAGAAGGAACCGAAUCGCAGAUCUUCAAAUCAAAAUUUGCCGGCUGGGACGAAGUUAUAGCGGUUGAUUUUACCAGAACCGCGGAGUCAGUCGCGAAAACUGGCGCUGAUCUGACUAAAUGGGCGAAACAACAAGAAACGAAGGCUGAUUUAGCCGCGCUCUUCAUGCCGAGACAACCGCCUAUGUCGUUUACCGAAGCUCAACAAUUAAUGUCGGAAUGGAACGAUGAUUUAGAAGCGAUGGAAGCGUUGGUUUUAGAGGGGAAAAAAUUUGUACGAUUGCCGGAGGAAGAAUUGGGACAUUUUUACAGUAGCGAUUGUUACGUGUUUCUCUGUCGUUAUUGGAUGCCGUUGGACACAACGGAGAACGAGGACGGCGACGAGCAAUUCGAAGAGGAUUAUCAGUGUACGGUGUAUUUUUGGCAAGGUAGAGACGCCGGAAAUAUGGGAUGGCUCACGUUCACGUUCAGUUUACAGAAGAAAUUUAAAUCUUUGUUCGGCGAAAAUUUAGAAGUCGUUAGAACUCAUCAACAACAAGAGAAUUUGAAGUUCUUGGCUUACUUCAAAAGGAAAUUUAUCGUUCAUCGUGGUAAGCGUAAACAGCCUAAAACUUCCGGUAGUAACAAAGUUGAAUUUUACCACUUGAGAAGUAACGGGAGUGCAUUGUGCACCAGACUGAUACAAAUACCGGCUGAUUCUACAUUGUUCGUCCUACUCCCGUUGUACUCUACCGUGUUGUACUUAUUCCACAGUUAUAUUUUAAACGUUCCGUUCAAUAACGACGACGAAACGGGAAUAGUAUACGCCUGGAUUGGUUCCAAAGCGGACAGCGAGGAAGCACGUUUGAUUCAAGAAAUCGCCGAAGAAAUGUUUAAUAACCCAUGGAUAAGUUUGCAAGUGUUGAACGAAGGCGAAGAGCCGGACAAUUUCUUUUGGGUAGCUCUUGGUGGGAAAAAGCCAUACGAUACCGACGCGGAAUACAUGAAUUAUACGAGACUGUUUAGAUGUUCAAACGAGAAAGGAUACUUUACCAUCAGCGAAAAAUGCACUGAUUUUUGUCAGGAUGACUUGGCGGAUGACGAUAUCAUGAUACUCGAUAAUGGCGAACAAGUAUUUUUGUGGUUGGGCAGUCGAUGUUCAGAAGUAGAAAUUAAAUUGGCAUACAAGUCUGCUCAGGUGUAUAUCCAACAUUUACGAGUGAAACAGCCGGACAGGCCACGUAAAUUGUACUUGACGGCAAAGGGGAAAGAAUCUCGAAGAUUUACCAAAUGUUUUCACGGUUGGAGUUCGCACAAAAGAGCACCUCAAUAAAAAAUAUUUAAUGCGAUAUACGAAAAAAAUUGUAAAAUCUAUGUUACCGAUAGAUUGCGAAAUUUUUUGCAUUUAAAGAAAUUUGAGUGUGAAAAAUGGAUGCAAAUGCAAAUAACGCGCAAUGAUACGCAAAAUAUUUAAAAUACAACGCUUCUUUUAAACGAGAUAAAUUCGAUUUCAUUUUUUAAAUUGACUUUGUGAAAAUACAAAUAAUCGUACGAACAGUUAUCAGUGGCUGUCGAUAAUGCAAAUUUCUCACGAAGACAGAAAAACGAAGCAACUUUCUAACGUCGAAAGAUGUUACUGCGAUUCUUGAAAAUUCCAUUAAAAACUCGCAAACUUACUUUCUCACAUUACGUUUAUUUUCGAAUCUAUCUAUAUCAUAGCCAUCUAUCCGAAGCGAUAUUUACAAAAUAUUUGCAUGUCGCGUAUACCCAAGUACGUGCAUUUCCUAUAUAUAUUUAACGGGAACAUUUUGGAACACGUACGUAUUUGUAAGUGCAAAAUCUAUUUGUUUUUCAACGAAGAUUAGUAAUCAGAGACGGACACCGUUUCGAUUUUGCGUACGUUAAACUCUAAAACAUAGAAUCAAAAAGAAAGCGCAUAAUUGAUUUAGGUCAAACGAUAAGUCGGGAACUAUGUGCGUAAAACAUUUGCUGUCCCGUCAGAUCAGACACAUUGCACCAUCUUGAAUCUUUUCAUAAAUUGUCACAGACCUUGAAACGGAAAACGACAUGUAGAAACAAGAGCCUAUUUUCCUCGCGAAGAAAGAUCGAUACGACGUACGACUGUCGAGGAUGAACUAGGACGAACUUGUUUGCACAAAGAAGGUGCGUUUCAAGGACGCGUAAAAAGAUCGACGGAGGCGUUGCGUGAAAAAUAUAAAUUAGGUGAACUAGGACUAGCUUGGAUUUUUGUCUUCGAGUAAAGUGCGUACCGCGUGAAUUAAUCGUCGUCGUCGUCGUCGUCCGAAGGUACGAAUAGCUCUUUCUCUUCGAGGAAAUUAGCUAUCAUUUUGCUUAAAUUAGUUCCUAUGAUCAAUCCUGUUACGACGCCGGAAAGAACACGCAAAAAGCCGAAACGUAUUUUUUUCGGUUCUGGUAGAAUAGCACCUGAAGGUGUUGUUGUUCUUGGUCGAAAAUGUAACUUCGUUUCUCCAUCGAUUUUCCUCAAAUUGCCGAUAGUUUGGAGUACGAUGGAUGUGCGUUGCAAUGCCAUUUUUCGAUUUCAGCAACAAACUGAGUACGCAACGUACUGUACAACGUCGCUCGUAUAUUACAGUUACAAUUUUGCGAGUGGCAUAAACUUCAGCAUUAACAGACAAAAGCGAAACAUUCUUAACCUCUUUACGACGAGUUUGAAAUAUCAACUGGAAAGCUCUUAAUGAUACACACGCACACACACGUUCAUAUCCACGUGCACACACGCACACACACCGUAUUUUGAUUAGACGCAGGCCCGGUGAAACGUCGAUGAUACGAGUUACGUUCAAAACGUGAUCGCUGUCACGAGCAACACGAGCAGCGUAGCAUAGCAGAUAAAGAUCGGAUGUUACUUCAUCGCACGCAUUCGCAGCACGCAUGCGAAUGAUACAAAGCGUGACGAACCAUGUUUGUCGAACCGAUAGUGACAAGUAUAAAAUAUUUAACUAAAUACGGGACGAGCCCGACGUUAAACGAGACUGCGUUUCAAAAUAUGAAAUGCCAAUCUGAAAAGAUCUAAAUGUUUUUAACGUCUUUUAAGAUUUGCCACCUGAUAAAUAGAGGAAUUACAACUCAAUCGCGAUAAAAUCAGUAACGUACAGGUUAUGUAUAAAAUGAUCUUUGUUGAUCGAACUAUCGAAAGAAAGUGUCGUGUCGAAAGUACGACUGAGAACGGUACAUUAUAGCUUGUCAUUCUCGGUAUGUGCGAUUUAAAUGCAUAUGCAAUAAUGAAAUAUAUAUAUACACUUAUCAACGAAAGUAUUUACACACUUAUUAUUUUUUUUAUAAAUUGCCUCCCAUCAAAAAUGUAGCGAUAAAAACUUCGAAACUUACACGUAUACUCGUGCAAGUCUUGUAAAAAAUUUUAGAAAAAAAUGAUUUUAAAAUUGAGUAGGUCGAUAAAGCAGAUAUAACCAAGCGAAUUUUUUAAAAAUUGCCUCCUUGUGCUGCCACGAUGUUAUGAAGUAACUCUUCAUUUCGCAAAGUCAUUUGAUUUCGAAAAACGCUAAUUUGCGACUUAUAAACUCUAAAAUUUCAACGAUGAAAUUUCGAAUAUAAACACUCGGAAAACAUAGGUUAAAACAGACGGUAAGAAACAUGGAGAAAGAUCGAAAAUAUAGAAGAAUACGGUUUCGAAUUAUCACGCACGUACGUUUAAUUAAAUUAAAUUUAAUUACAUUUUACUCACUCUUGAUCCAACCGGAAUUACAAAUCUAUAUCAUCCGAAAUAUAAAGACGUGU